AUGGAGCGGGAACCGAUCGAGGCAGCCCCAGGAUUCUCUAUUCGUUUGAGAGAAUUAUCUGCGAAGGAAACCAAGGAGUGCCCUAGUCAAAGGUUCUGCUUUGAUGUUUCGGUUUCCCCGCUGGUCGCCAACUCUGAGUCUGAUAACAACGAUUCUCCUUGGCCUGGCAAUGUCGUGGACUUCGGAUUCAAGAUCUACAAUCGAUUGAGCUUGGCCGAGAAAGAGUCGUACGAUAAGGCUGUGAGUAAAUUUGUCGACGCCGGCUACUGGGUGCCGAUCGAUGACGAUGCUGUAAUCCGUGACACCGCUGCUCCAAAGGUGGUCAGCUUCCCUGUUAAGCAGGUUGACGACUCCGUACCUGACGGUCCUACUAAAGUAACCAGUUUCAAAGUUAGACCGGUCAUUCAGGCCGUUGGAGUCAAUCGUGUUAUCAAGGCUGGAGGGGCUGGAAAAGCUUCCUACUCCGGCGACUCUGUUCCUGAGAUCCUACUGGGAUCCUACUAUCGCUUCCAGCUGAUGGCACGGUCAGAUUCAAAUGGAGAUGCAGUGUCAUCCCUUGGUUACCUCUAUAUCCGAGGCGCAGGCCGAUGGUAUCGAUGCGAUAGGCUUGCAUUCGGACUUCUGCACGGUCCGGCUUCGCUCCAAUCCGGCAUGUCUACUCUUCUCCGUCUCGCCGGGAAACUGGAACCUAGCCUCGCAGAGUUGCCAGUUUACAGCUUCUAUGAUGAUAUAUUGGUUCUUAUUCCUAUCAAUAAGGUUCCGCGCUAUCUCUCUACUAUUUUACCUCUAGCUGAACGGGUCGGUUUGGUUAUCCCUUCCGAUCAAAUCGCUCUUCUUAGCGAUGCCGCACAUAGUGUCUGCGGCACUACCUGUGAUGCUGGGUGGGGUCUACGUCUCGGCAAUCUGAUGCGCGUUAGGCGGAAUAGCCUUCACAUCAGGUGUUUGGUCAAGAAGAUCGACUUCGUCAAGAAGUUUGAACUUGUAGCGGGCAAGACCACCCGGCGAGAUGUGCGCAGGCUUACUGGAUUAUCUCAAGCCGGGAAUAUUCUUCGUCUGCAUCCAGUGCGAGCCUUAGCGUCUUCAGCUGUUAGCAAGAUCGUAGCUCGACUUCCUCCUUUGGGUGAAUGGGAUUCUCCUUCACUUUUAUCUGAAGACUCAGCUCAAUAUUGA
Molecule: messenger RNA, 1170 nt
Organism: Perkinsus marinus ATCC 50983
Lineage: Eukaryota; Perkinsozoa; Perkinsida; Perkinsidae
Exons: 1
Coding region: 1-1170 (389 amino acids)
Source: RefSeq, a predicted model, not a curated record